CGAUUCGUAACUCGGAAGUACAUAGUUAUUUUUGCUUGUUUUGUAGCGGUAUGGAUAUCUAAAGCAACACAGCUAGCUUAUCAAUUUGAAUUGUCUAAACAUGUCUCAAAUACGGUUGUUGAGGGUUUUUCUCAACGAGAGAUUAACAGCUGCUGCUGAGGAGAUAUUCGGGGUCGUUGAAAAAACGGUAGCAGAGUAUCAGGAGGAAGUUGUCCGUCUACAGAGGCUGCUCGACAUUGUUCUUCAACCUGAGAUUAACAUGCCCAGAGCAGACCUCCAGCAGCGUACUCUUUCUUUCUCUGAAGAGGUUCCCCCUGAGCAACAGCAGUGUGAGCAGGAGUGGAGCCCCAGUCUGGGACAGGAGGACCUAGAGCCCACACAGAUUAAAGAAGAGCAGGAGGACCUCCGGAGCCGUCAGGAGGAAGAGCAGAUUCAAGGGCUUGAGGCAGAUGCCAUAGAAUUCAUAUUCAAUCCUGUCUGUGUGAAAAGUGAUCGUGAUGAAGACCCAACUCAGCCCUCACAUCUCUAUCAAGCCCAAAACGAGAGAAACAGAGAGAGAGACACUCUACCCAGUACUACAACUGAAAAUAUCAAAACAGAACCUGAUGGAGAGGACUAUAGGGAAUCAGAACCAACCAGUGUCUCUCAGCCUUUCUUUAGUGUAAAUCCAGACUGUUCUGCAGCUCAGAGUGAAAACAGUCAAAGUGUCAGUGGUAUGGAGACUGGAGAACCUCCUUCAGGUUUUAAGUCAGUCAAAUCAAAAAUAAAGAUGAUAAAAGGACAAAUGUCCCACAUCAAAACUAAGGGUAGGAAAUCUACACAGUUGUCCCUCCUGAAAUCACCCAGUCAAAGUCAUGCUACUCCUUGUUGUUGUAAGGUGUGUGGCAAGUCUUUUCAUCACAUGGGUACAUUAAUUAAACACGUGCAAAUUCAUACAAAGGAUGAAGAAGGUAUUUGUGGUGUGUGUGGAAAAUGUUUUCAGUCUACAGAAAGUAUGAAAGAUCACUUCCAAACUCACAUUGCAGAUAGGUUUUGUUGUCAUGUUUGUGGUAAAGGUUUCACCUUAAACAGUAAUCUAAAAAGACACAUGAGGAGCCACACAAGAGAGAAACCAUAUGGCUGUCAUUAUUGUGGCCAAGGAUUCAGCACUGGCAGCACUCUAAAUAGACACAUUAGGAUCCACACAGGGGAGAAGCCAUUUUGCUGCCCUGAUUGUGGCAAAUCAUUCACUCAGAGUGGACAUCUAAAAAUACACAUGAGGACCCACACAGGGGAGAAACCACAUAGCUGCCCUGAUUGUGGCAAAGGAUUCAGCAUUGCCAGUAAUCUGUCAGUGCACAUGAAGAUCCACACAGGAGAGAAAAGACAAAAGGAUUCAGCACUGGCACCAAUCUGAAAGUGCACAUGAUAACUCAGGGGAGAGACCAUACUGAUGUCCUCAUAGUAGAAAUGUAUUUCCCAAUCAGGUACAUUAAAUAACAGAAACACCAAGGAAGCACUUUAAAUGUGUGGAACUGGCAGUAUUUUUCUAAAUUAUAGAACUCUGAUAAAGUAACACGAAGAACAAUUACAAGAGGGAGAAAACAUGAGUGUGCUGUUUGGGGAGAGGUCUGGAGACAGAAGAUUGAGAGGCACAAAAAAGUGUUCAUACCCCUUGACUUAUUCAACAUUUUGUUGUGUUAUAGCCUGAAUUUACAGUGACGUAAAUAAAUGUAAAAAUGAAUUAUGAGCUUAUAUGGUAUUAAAAUUAAGGGACAUCACCCUGGGUGAGGUGAACCUCAGUUGGGGAUAAAAAGGGAAAACACCAUCUAUUGAACUAAGUGUGUUACUGGCAAAUUACUGUAAGUGUAUACUCCAGGUUGCAAUCCUUAUUAAACAAACUAACCUCUGAUCAAGGAAGUUUCCCGUGGUCUCUUGUAUGAACAUAGGGCAGAAUUCCCUUGCAUUUCCAUCUGGUCACUCUCCCAUAAAGCCCAGAUUGGUGAGGUGCCAUAGAGACUGUUAUCCUUCUUGCAGGUUCUCCCAUCUCAGCCAAGGAACUCCGUAGUUCUGUCAGAGUGGUCAUUGGGUUCUUGGUCUCCUGCCUGAUCAAGGUCCUUCUUGCCCGGUUGCUCAGUUUGGUCGGACGGCCAGCUCUAGCCAAAGUCAGGGUAGUUCCAUAUUUUUUCAGUUUCCCAAUGAUUGAGACCACUGUGCUCAAUCAAACAUUCAACACACUAUAAAUAGUUUUAUACCCUUCCCCAGAUAUGUCUCAUCACAGUCCUGGAGCUCUACGGACAAUUCCUUGGACUUCAUGGUAUAGUUUCUGCUCUGACAUGUACUGUCAACUGUAGGACCUUAUAUAGACAGGUGUGUUUCUUUCUAAAUCAUCUCCAAACUAUUGAAUUGGCCACAGGUGGACUCCAAUCAAGUUGUAGCGACAUCUCAAAGAUGAUCAAAGGAAAUUAGAUGCACCUGAGCUCAAUUUUGAAUGUCAUAGCAAAGAGGUGUGAAUACUUUUGUAAAUUAGUUAUGGGUGUUUCAUUUUCAGUAAAAAAAAAAUGUUUUUCUAAAAACAUGUUUUCACUUUGUCGUAAGAGGGUAUUGUGUGUAGAUAGGUGAGAAUGAUUUAUUUAAUCAAAUUUGAAUUCAGGCUGUAACACAACACACUGUGGUAUAAGUCAAGGGGUAUGAAUACUUUCUGAAGGCAUUGUAUAUUCCACUCUUAGGUGAAUAAAAUGUGACUGAAUUACAACUUCAACAUAAGAACAAUACAUCACCCGAAGCAGCCACCACUGUCUAACAGAGAGCAGUCUGGAUUUCUGAGCAACAGUAGUCCCUGGUCAUUAGUUAUAGGAUGACAGAAAGACAUUUGAAACUAUGUCCUCCAUCUCUACAUAAAAUAUGGUUUUGUCAAUAUGUUGAAAUUUGCCACAUUACAUCUGUUAUGAAGUUGUUAAAGGGCAAUUCCAUGGUAACUAUGCACAAGGACCACCUUUUAACAAUUUCCACAGAGGAUUUUACAAAAACACAUUUACAGAAAGAACUGUGCAGAUCCAAAGUGUGGUAACAGAAUAAAACUGAGUUUUAUACUGUAAUUCUGUUACCAAGUUUUUCCAGUAAAUGUGUUUUUAUUUCAUUUACUCUGUAAAUUGUUCAAAGUAGUCAUUGUGUAUAUAGUUGUAUGGUUUGUUAAACUUAGGAAAUCAAUGGUUUUGGUUUGGCACACAUUUCUAAAUGAAAAAAUCAGAAUCUCAGCGUAAUUCCAUUACCAUGGAAUUGCCCUAUAAAGUAGUUUUCGCAAUAUCAAUUACUUUUUAUAUCAGUUAGGAGCUGAAAUAAUCCUACCAUUAUUAUUACUUCUGAGCUUGAUGCCAAUAUCCACUCUGAGGGGAAAAUACAUUUUUAUUUUGUUUUCCAUGUUUUGAAAAGCAUUAAGAAAAUUGUUGUGCUAUGCUCAAGUGGACCCAUUCAUAUACUGUAAAUGAACCUUCUGAAACAUGUGUUUUUUUAAUAUUCUAGGGAUUGUACAUUUUAUCUGCCUUUGUAUAACAGAAUAAAUGUUGAUAACACAUGUU
Messenger RNA from Oncorhynchus kisutch (coho salmon), 3557 nucleotides. Its product is annotated as gastrula zinc finger protein XlCGF48.2-like. The record is from RefSeq and is a predicted model, not a curated record. Gene Ontology annotation, cellular component: nucleus. Lineage: Eukaryota; Metazoa; Chordata; Actinopteri; Salmoniformes; Salmonidae. Gene Ontology annotation, biological process: regulation of transcription by RNA polymerase II. The transcript is spliced from 2 exons. The coding region runs from base 101 to 1396 and encodes 431 amino acids. Gene Ontology annotation, molecular function: RNA polymerase II cis-regulatory region sequence-specific DNA binding; DNA-binding transcription factor activity, RNA polymerase II-specific.